AUGCAUGGAGGGAUUUCGCCAAAAUUGAAUAAGCUCAGUGAUCUUACAAAGCUUAAACUUCCCAGGGACAUCAUUGCACAACAGCGAGAUACUUCGCUUCCCAAAAGUUUCUUCCCAGAGAAUCAUCCAUUGGACUUGGAUCUUCUCUGGUCUGACCCUAAUGGUGAUGUAGACGGGUUUGAGUAUAACGAAGCUCGACAAAGUUCCGUCUGGUUUGGUCCACAAGAGGUUUAUUCAACCUGUGAGAAGCUCGGUAUUAAACUCAUUGUGCGAGCUCAUCAGGCCUUUAAUCGCGGUUUUGGGUUUUUUGCGGGAAAGAGGAUGGUUACCUUGUUUGGGGCGACGGACUAUGUUGUGAAGGGAAGUUUUGCCGGUAUUCUCCAUUUACAAUUGGGCAAUGUUCAAGACAAGAAAGGCAAACCGACUGAGAAAAAAGAAAUUCAGGCUGGCAUUAUUAUCUUCCGUCCUGCUACUAAAGAAACUAAAGGAAAGAAAAAAUUCAUCGAGGAGUUUGAGAAUUUCCCUGAAGCUGAGGAGGAUGAGGAAACUCAACUUGAGAUACUUGGAAAGAUGCCAACAGAGGAAGAAAUAAGGGAGUCGAUGCAAGACUGAUUGUGUUAAGAAUGAGAAUGAUGUAUGAGGAUUAAAAAAAUAUAAAUUAAGAAUAUUGUAAAUACAGACCGUUAUCUCUUGAAAUGUAUUGUACCAUAUAAUAAAAGCAGUUAAUAAGUA
Meloidogyne enterolobii is the source of this 732-nucleotide messenger RNA. The record is from the annotation of a GenBank genome assembly. Lineage: Eukaryota; Metazoa; Nematoda; Chromadorea; Rhabditida; Meloidogynidae.